CUCGUCUCCCUCUGAGUUCUGCGAACCCAUCCUUCUCAUCCAUUCAUGCGGAUGCGGGCGUGGUGUUGUUACCGCUGAUAUUUUCUACCUCGCUCCCAGUCCGGGCUUCAGAUUCUUCGUUUCUAAUCUUAUUACGAAAAAGCGAGCGGCAGUGUUACGCGGGUCAUUCAUCAUGCGGUACGAAAACUGGGACGUGCUUCUAUUUCCAGCGAAUUCCAAGGUGCCUAUCCAGGAAUUCAAGACGCAAUGCUUUGUGACCCGUGAUCGAGAGUCCCCUUAUCUACACAACCCUGCGUUCAUUGGCCCCGCUACCUAUUAUCAACCACACGGCAACUUGGGCCAGUUGCCAGUUCUUACUACUUUCGUCCCGAGCCUUCCUGCAAACAGCCCCUUUCGAGUGUCCAUCCAUAGCUGGGAGCAACCCCAUGCUAGCCGCCUGAUGGAAAGCCUCCUGCAGCCGGAUGAUACUUCGCUAUUUGAAGUCAGGGUCUUUGUGGAUGGUUUGUGCGUGGCGGGAAGCGUGGUUUCCCAAAGAACGAGCUGGCCGCAUGUGAUCGAAUUAAGCUCCCAUGUCGACAAAAACGGUAAUCAAGACACCCUACGCUUUCCCCCGUUCCACCAGGAAAUCUUGGAACAAAGGCACUGGGAUGCGGGGGACCUCCAUGGCAGAAUCAGAGUAGUUAUCGCAGAGGGAUUUGCGCGGCCCCAUCGCAGCCCUCCUUUUGAACGAGUCAAGGAAAUCAUGGCGUUUGCGUUCCAGCACGCUCCGUUGAAUGUUCUGGAGUACUCUAGUAUUGCCUGGCCGAAUACCUCAAUGUGGAGCAAGGAACCAAGACUUUUCAAGUACAAUGCAGGAAGCGGAGUGAGCGACCUCAAGGAAGCUGACGAUGCACACGCCCAUUCACCAUCUCGACAUGAAUCUCGGCCUCCGGUGACUACUACCGGACAAAUUGGUAACCCACCCGCGCUGAAUCUCUGGAGAAAUAGAAAUUACCAGGGCCCUGUACCACAAUGGCAAGGUAACUACAGGGAAUCUCGGUGGGCUCCUCCGGAGACAGCCUUCGCCGACCCAUUUGUCGAUCCAUACAUGCUAGACCCAGCGGCGCGUCACCGGGGCGCGAGACAAUCCUGGGAGGACAUAUCAAUGCCGGACUAUAUCUCGAGUUCCAACAGUAGUCGCGCGAUCUCAAGCAUGACGGGUAUUAGCUACGAGCAUAGCAAACAUCCCAGUCUUGUUGCCCCUAUGGACGAAGACGCGUAUAGUCAAUUAAUCCAGGCCCUCAGCCCGCCUAAGCCGCUCUCUUUCAGUACUCACACUCAAUUGAAUUCCUCCACUACUGCUGCUCUACCUAUGAGAAGCAAGCUUUCGGCCGCGGCAGAAGCCCGAUCCCAAUCCUACAGCAAGAGUGGGAGCCGCCGCGGCUCCAUCAGUGUUUUAAAAGACAUCUCUUACCCAGGCACUCGGGACGUAUCCGAAUCAAGUGUCAAAUCAAAUACCGCGCCAUGCGACCCUGCUGCAGCCACUAAGCUUCACCCCAGCCCUAAUGGACCAGUUAAGAGUAGAAAGGAAGGGCUAUCUCACGAAAACAAGGAAAAUGAAGCGGAAACUACUAGUAAAGAGAGUGGUAAAUUACACCAAACCCCUUCGAAACUCAACGUUCGGACCAGUGGCAGCAUGGAAACCUCCACUGAGGGCAAAAGAAGACGCUCGAUCGGCUCUAGUCGCGAAGACUGCCUAAACAUUGGUAGAAUGGAGCCAACACCUGUCUCACCCGCCCAAGGUCUUUCCACGGUAGAAGGCGACGAUCACCAGAACGAGUUCAAUGGUUUCCUGAGUCCGCGACCAAUGCUCAUGAGUGCCACAGCUGAGAUUGGUGAGAUGGAGUGAACCCCGACGUACCUUAUCUUUGUGAUCAUUGAUUCGGCCAUUAUAGCAAUGUUGCCUUUCAUUUUGCUUGUUUCGAACUACAGACCUCACAUGUGGCAAGGCCGUUAAACCGGUGUGGAUGUUACUAGGGGUGGUAGUUUUGUACUGUUGCACUAUUCUUUCUAUUGAGACAUACAAUUAAUCAUUAG
Messenger RNA from Aspergillus versicolor CBS 583.65, 2076 nucleotides. RefSeq lists its product as uncharacterized. The transcript has 6 exons. The record is from RefSeq and is a predicted model, not a curated record. NCBI's taxonomy places the organism in Eukaryota, Fungi, Ascomycota, Eurotiomycetes, Eurotiales, Aspergillaceae. The coding region runs from base 173 to 1888 and encodes 571 amino acids.